This is a messenger RNA of Perkinsus marinus ATCC 50983, 1428 nucleotides long. Its product is annotated as Cathepsin Z precursor, putative. The record is from RefSeq and is a predicted model, not a curated record. The transcript has 13 exons. NCBI's taxonomy places the organism in Eukaryota, Perkinsozoa, Perkinsida, Perkinsidae. Gene Ontology annotation, molecular function: cysteine-type endopeptidase activity. Bases 1 to 1185 code for a protein of 394 amino acids. Gene Ontology annotation, cellular component: lysosome.
AUGCCGGUGGCUGAGAAGGCCCAGGAACAGCAAGUUGUCGUGAGACCGAGACCACAGGAGAUGGUCCGUUAUGAAACUUUCGGGGAUGAUUACUACGCUAGUAGUUCUAAUCGCGCCGGCGGGUAUAGAAUUCCCAUCAUCGAGAAUGAAUGUUCGACCUACUCGAUGGUCUGCAGCAUGGACCCUACCUGCCAGUGUGGGUCAGGGUAUUAUAAAGCGUACGACAUCCGUGCUAACGAUAGUGAGAGGUGCUACCUCUGUGCGCCUCGGGUUGCCGGGAAACAGAUCCCGAAUGAUGGGGAAGAGCUGCCAGAGUCUUGGGAUUGGCGCAAUGUUGACGGGAAGAACUAUCUCACAUUCACCCGUAAUCAGCACAACCCUGAAUAUUGUGGCAGCUGUUGGGCGUUCGCGGUUACCUCUGCCUUCGCUGAUCGUCUCUCUAUUGGUUCAGCGGCUCGGUGGCCGAAUAAGGCUAUUUCCCCGCAGCAGGUUAUCAAUUGUCGUGGUGGCGGAGACUGCUAUGGUGGUGAGAAGAUAGGAGUAUAUGAUUUCUUCUUCGGCUUCGGAGCGGUGCAUGAUACUUGUCAUAAUUAUGCUGCUAAGAAUUAUAGAGAUUUCAGCGAGUGGUGUCCAGCCGAAGCCAGAUGCUUGGAGUGUGCUGAGGGUGGUGAAUGUCGUCCCACCAAGCACUAUCGAACCUGGUUCGCUAAGGACUACGCACGGCUGUUGAAUGGUACCGAUCAGAUCAAACGAGAGAUCUGGAAGAGAGGUCCUGUUAGCUGUGGAGUGGACGCCACGAAGCAAAUGGACGAUUACACUGGUGGUGUAUUCUAUCAGCACAAGGCGGAACCAAAGAUCAACCACGAGGUUGGUCUCGUCGGAUGGGGUCGUGAAGAGGGAACGAACGACGAGUAUUGGAUUAUGCGGAACUCUUGGGGUACCUUCUGGGGCGAGAACGGUUUCAUGAGGAUCAAGUUUGGGAAUCUAAAAAUUGAUUCCGACUGCAGUUGGGUUGAACCAGGCAGUGACACCGUUGGAAAAGUUGUUCCGAACGCCCCCUUUACCAUCGGAGAUGCUUCAACAGGGUGGACGGCAGCUACGUACUUCGAGGAUGACUACUUGAAGAACGCGCCUGAUUAUCAUCCAGUUCCUGAGAGCCUCGAUGAGUCUGUUGUCAGCGUAUGACCAACCCUUCUAGAAAUACUAUUUCAAAUGCCCUCACUGGGCAACAGUUCUGAACACGUCAUUGAGCAAUAUUAUGUUGCUGAUUGUCUGUAAAUUCUCGAACUUGUCGAUUGUGUCGCGUACGCUGAUGUUGUUCGAUCGGCCGCAAUUCGUCGUCACACGGGAUCGCCAUUUCCGUGAUCUCCGUAAGAGUCUAUUAAUGUCAUAGUAUCAUAAGUAACCCAGUGCCUAGUGCUUGUCGAU